AUGGGAAUGAAGAUAAACGUCAAAAUAAAAAUGUCAAAUAAGAAAAUUCUGCAACCAAGGUCUUUUACACUGCAUGCAUCACAACUGUUUGAAACGGGGAAGGAUGGAAUAUAUGCAUGCUUCAAGUGUCAGCCACUAGUGCCUGAGAUAACUAUUGGGGAGAAUGGCACGGAUCAAACAGUACCACAGACAUCUAGCAACACCGAAGAGGAAAGCAAUGAAUCAUCAUUGUAUUGUGGCCUCUGCCACAAGUCUUUUCAGAAGAACAUGCAGCUACAGAACCACUUGCGCAACCAUCGUGCCGAGAGACGCUUUGUCUGCACUUACUGCAAUAAAGCAUUCUCCCAGUCGAACAACUUACGGGCGCACCUUCGUAUCCACACGAACGAGCGACCCUUUAAAUGUUCUGAAUGUGGGAAGGCUUUCACUCAGGUUACGAAUCUGAACAACCAUGUGAGAUUGCAUACUGGCGAGCGACCGUUUGUGUGCCCAGAACCUGGAUGCAAUAAGGCGUAUGCGCAGGUAACAAAUCUGAACCAGCAUCGCAAGCGUCACCUGAACGGUCGUCCAGUGGAGGCCACGUACGACUGCACCGUCUGUGGGGAGCAGUUCCAACAACGUAACCAUAUGUAUAUGCACAGACGCGAGGUGCACUCCGAGCUGAAGAGUCCGGGUCGCAGUGAGUCCCGGCGUGCGAGCUGUACUGUCUGCGGACUGAGCUUCGCCAACCACAGUCUGCUACAGAGACACGUGACACAGCAUCAUAACACUAGCGCGGACACUGACGACCAUGACAAGACGGAGUACUCGUGCGUGUUCUCGUCGUGCGGCGCGCGCCUGCCGUCGGCGCGCGAGCACACGGAGCACCUGCUGCGCCAGCACCAGCUGCGGGUCCUGUCGCACUCCACGCACCCGCCGCGCAGGGGACGCCCGCCUAAGAUGAUGAAAGACCCGUUGGAAAUAAAAGAGGAAGAUUACCAUGAAGUAAAAAUAAGGAAAUCCUCCCAGCCGCAAUACUUGCCCAAGUUAAAAGUGCAGAGUUUAUUCCAGUGA
This is a messenger RNA of Spodoptera littoralis (African cotton leafworm), 1053 nucleotides long. The record is from the annotation of a GenBank genome assembly. Lineage: Eukaryota; Metazoa; Arthropoda; Insecta; Lepidoptera; Noctuidae.